Rotaria sordida is the source of this 736-nucleotide messenger RNA. NCBI's taxonomy places the organism in Eukaryota, Metazoa, Rotifera, Eurotatoria, Philodinida, Philodinidae. The record is from the annotation of a GenBank genome assembly.
UUAUUAGCCAUGUGAUCGACGUCCAAUUGCUUAUGAUCUAACAAAAACUCGACCAAAACGUGAUAAUCGAGAUAAUAAAUUAGAAGAAUUACCAGAUAAUUUUUAUGAAUUAACAGCUGAUGAUCUUCGAUCUGUACUUAAUAGUUUAAAGCAACAAAAUACGAAUGAUAAUCCAUUAGAAACUCGUAGUAUGCGUGAUCGAGCACAAUCAGCUCGUAAUAUUAUUUAUGAACAAAUAGCUAUUCGAUUUAUUGUUAAUAAUCGUUAUAUUCUUCAAGGAUUAUUUCGUCCUGAUGAACCAGUUUCUCGUCUUAUUGAUUUUAUUCGAAUAAAUCUUAUUUGUCCAUAUAUUAAUGAAAAAGAUUUUUAUUUAUAUACAUCACCACCACGUGUUAUAUUAUCUGAUUUACGAAAACCAUUAUUAUCUUAUGAUUUAUCACCUGCUGCUUUUGUUUAUCUUGGUCAUCGAACAAUUUCACCACUCAAUAUACAACUUGCAUCAAAUAUUCCCAUACGAACAAUUGAUGAAGCUAAUCAAUUAGCUGCACAAUAUGUUUUUAAUCGUUCAAGACCAAUGAAUGAACGUGAACGUGAACGUAAUAUUUUAUAUAAUGAAAGACCAACAUCAGCAUUAAGUCUUACAAAUCGCUCAACACCACGUAAUCCAACAAAUAGUAAUAUUGAUGAUAAAGUACUUCGUGAUAAAUUACGUAAAUUUAUACCUGGUAAAAAAUAA